CCCACGCUUCUAAUCCUAUCAAACAGCUGUACAUGACAGGUAUCCUUAGACAACAAAGAAAUUGAAUGCUUAUUUUGAAACAAGCGUAACUAAAGCAAACCACUGCCGUCUUUUGCUCAUCAGAAGUCAUCUUGUAAAGAUGGAAUGCUAAUUUGCCUCUAAAUUCGUGCAGGAAUUUCGAAUGAUUGAGGAAAGAAGGAAAAAAAAAAAAAAAAAAUGGGAGGGUAAUGUUAGAAAGGAAAAAGAAAUAAAUAAUAAUCAUUUGCUGGUGACGUAUUUCCGGUUCCGAAAGUUUCAGCCGGUGCCAGGCAAACUGGCAAUUUCAUUCACAGUGUACGGAUCGGAACGUCUUCGGUGCGAGCGAAAAAGUGUCUGCUUGUGUCCUUAAUUUGAAUGCCCCGUUGCUCAGUGUGUAUUGUGUAUGUGUAUUAUUUGUGUUAGGAUACUAUCUUUGAGAUAGUUCCACUAUAUCAUAUUGAGCGGCACAUAUUGGAUUUUAUACUUUGGAUUCGGAAUGAAGUGCUUCGGUUGAAGAAGCGAAAAGCCAGAAAUGAUUUAUCUAGACUGUGUAACUGAUGAUACAUCAUUUUUGAAUAAUUGUGAGCCAGUGCUGCAUAGUUGAUGAUACGUACUUCUAAAGGGAAACUGAAAAAGUGUAGAAUGUUGAAAGAAAAUUAGACCAGCAUUUAAGAUUGAAGUUACUCCGAUGAUUUCUUGAGAAAGGUUUUUCUCCUCGUAAGAGUAACCAUAUGUGAAUUAUAAAAAAGGCCAUUUUGUCUAAGGGUUUUAGGAAAGAAUUGUGUGGUUUCUUUUGACCUACGGAGCCUAGUGUCCGAAUCCGUGCACAAAAUGAUAAAAGGAGCAGUUUUGAUGUGUUGUUCUUUCUGUUGCAAGUCUAAGACUAUGAGCCGGUGGUGAGCCCAAGCACCCCGGGACUACUGGGACCAUGCCUCGUCCCAAGAGGAGUACACGUUCUGUGGCGACACCACCACAACAACCAGAUCUCAGAGAAAGCCCCAGUUCUAUCAUCCAGGAUACAGCCGAGAAUUAUGAGGAAGUGUCUCUUAUAGGCACGGGCGCCUAUGGAACUGUGUACAAGGCAAAGGACCUUGCCAAUGAGGGACAGUUUGUGGCUCUAAAAAAAAUUAGGGUACCCCUCACAGAAGACGGAAUUCCUCUAGGGACACUCAGGGAAAUAGCUCUGCUCAAACACAUCGAGGCUUUCGAGCAUCCAAAUGUAGUGAGGUUGCUUGAUAUCUGUCAAGGACCACGUUUAGCUGAAGAGCAGCAGCUGAUUUUAUAUCUUGUAUUCGAACAUAUUGAUCAAGAUUUGGCCACGUAUCUAGACAAAUGUCCGAAACCUGGGCUGCCACCUGAAAAAAUCCAGGAAAUUUUAUAUCAAUUGCUCAGUGGUGUGGAUUUUUUACACUGCAAUCGUAUUGUACAUAGAGAUUUAAAACCACAGAAUAUACUCAUCACAAAUAAUGGUCAGGUAAAAGUUGCUGAUUUUGGUUUAGCAAGGAUAUUUGAGCAGCAAGUACCCGUAACAUCUGUGGUAGUUACACUUUGGUACCGUUCUCCUGAAGUCCUUCUUCAGUCAAGUUAUGCCACUACUGUUGACCUCUGGAGUUGUGGUUGUAUAUUUGCAGAAUUGUACAGGAGAAAACCUUUAUUUCGUGGAAUGUCAGAGGUUGACCAGCUACGGAAGAUAUUUGAAAUAAUGGGUUCACCAGCAGAAGAAGAGUGGCCUGAUGUACCAUUACCUUGGAUUUCCUUUAAAAACUACAAAAAGAAAUCUUUAGAAUCUGUAGUGCCAGAAAUUAGUAAAGAAGGAAUAGACCUUUUACAAAAAAUGCUCACCUUUGAUCCUUUGAAACGUAUAAGUGCCAAGGACGCUAUGAAUCAUGAUUUCUUCAGUGAUUUUGAACUGCAGUCGCCAACUUAUGAGGCCAAAAAAGCUACAAAAUCUGCAGUUUCUGUUGGCACAGAACCCGGUACUAGUGCACAAUCAAAAUGACCUUCAGCAUAUUUAGGUACAAAUUUAGACUAUAUGUGAGUUUCAUAAAAAUAUUUCAUGAAAAGUAUUGAAAUUGCAAAUAGCAUCAACUGUUGUAUAAGUGCAAGGAGAUUUCCCAAUUAUUUGUGGUACAUUUCAUGACCAGUUAAUUAAAUUUGAAAUUCACAAGAAUUUUUUGCAAUAGGAUGUUCAGUCACAUGUAUAGAAAAUAUUUUUUAAGUUUUAAAUUUUAAGAAUAAGAUUUACAUUCCUUAUGCUUAAGAAAUUUAUCAUCUUCAUAUAUGCUCUGAUAGUUUUAUAAAUACUUUUAUUAGAUUUUAUAAUAUAUAUAUAUGUUUUGUGAACUUUUUAUGUGAAUAGCAGGGAUUUUAUAGGGACCAUAAAAUAUAAUAUCUUAUUUUUGCUCAUUCAUCAUAAAUAACAUCGCAUAUAUUGCCAAACAUUUGUAAUUUUACAUAAAUUCAGAAUUACUCUGAAUCAUAAGAUAAUUCACCCAUAACGUGUACAAAUAUAGUACCUGUUGAAAAAGAGUAACUUAGGGAUUCUGUGAUCUCACUCAUUGUAUCAAUUUCCUGCCAGCGGGAAUCAAAAAGCAUUUUGAAUUAUAGAUUUUAGCCAUCAUAGGUUUUAAUUCCAUUUUUAUGGGGGGAGGGGGAGCAAUUAGAAAUAAUUAAAUUCAUUUUUAAGUCAUUAAUUUUAUAGAAAAUGAAAUUCCUCACUUUUAAAUUCAAGUUAUGACUGUGCACUAGGCACAUUGUUCUAAUUAAUCUAAAAGCAGUAAGCUGGUCUUAAAAUUAAAAUUUUAGCUUUUAAAUUGCUUCAAGUUAACACUGUGCACUAGGCACAGUAUUCCCUUUAAUCGUGAAAGCAUUACUGGAAGCCGUCCUUUCAAUCAAGAGCAUUAUUGUUGUUCAUUAUUAAUCUGUGGUAUGAAUAUACUCUAGCCUAAUAUAAUAUAUUUACAGAAUUUUUAGUCUUUAAAAUCAUUAUGAAAAUUUAUAGUUAAAAGGAAAAUAUAUAUAUAUCAAAGAAAAUCUGUUUAAGUUAGCAAAAUAGGAGAAAACAUGAGUUGUAUUUUAAUUUGCAUGAGAAAUAAAUGAGGGAAAAGGCAAUUAAAAUAGUAACUGAAGUAUACAAUGUAUUUUUAAUCUUCAUUUUAUAGUUAUAAAGAAAUUAAUUGAAACAAUAAUUCAUUAUGAUGAAAAUUUAGGAGGCAUAUACAACUUAAAUGUUUGCAAAAUCAGUGAAUCAUUUAUGAAUGGCUUUUUAAACAGACUGAUGUAAAAUUAUUUUAGCAUUAUUAUAUUUAUUUUAUUAAUAUUUUCAAUGCAAAAAAGGCCUAAAUUUAUCUUUUAUGUGGUUUAUUGUGUAGAUACUGAAAUUACAUGGAUAGCAAAAUAUUUCGAUUUCAGCAUAGAAUGGAAUUUCAUUUCUAAAAUUAUUCUUUUAUUGCUGUAAUUUCAUUGCUCUAAAACUAUUCUUUCAUUGCUUGUAUGUAAAAAAUGACUAAUAAGAAUAAAAGUAUAUGAAUGAAACUGUUCACAAACAUGAAUUUACUGACUACUAUAAUUAAUUACAUAAAAAAGCAGUUCUUUGAAAUGCUAAUGAAAAAUUUUCUCUGAAAGGGUAUGCAGAAAUUUAACUGUGUUUACAUUUUAAAUUUAAUGUCUUAUCUAAACUCUUAACAAUUUUAAAAACAAAUAAUAAUGCAGGGAUAUCUAGAGGUUUUCAUUUGAGAAAGAUUUCUUCUUAUGAAAGUACACAAUAUUUAUCAUGAUGAAUUUUACACCCAAAAAUAACUUAAGAUAAGCUAUAUUGCAAAUGUGAUGCAAAACUGUGAAUAGCUUAGCUUUGCUUCUUGUGGGCCGCAUUUCUGCAUUAUGAUAUCAGUUCGCCCAUUUUAAGUUUCAGCAGACAGAGAGAACAGGUAACACACAAACAUUACAACUUUAUACUUCAUAAUUACAUGCAAUUAAUAGAACAGUUCUCCUCAGUGAACUAAUGUUCAGUUGUAUUGGGCUCCUGUAUUUUAAGUUUUCCAAAUUAUUGGUACUAAGCCAUAUAUUUUGAUAUAUUAUAAUGUAAUAUUAAUUAAUUAAAUAAGUAAUUAAUAAGUUUUUUUAAGUUUUAAAGUAAUUAAAAGUUAAACAAAAGAGGAGAUACUUCUAUAGUACAUUUCUGAUGAUGGUUUUAGGUCUUUCCGUGUGUUCUUCUGAGUUGACAGCAUAGUUUAGUACUGGAAUUGUUGGGUUGUUUGCUUUGGUUAUAUCAGUGUAGAAUUUUUCUGAAAGUAUUAUCAUGAUUUCUACUAUUAGUGGUAUUCUGCAUUCGUUAUGGAUAGCUGAUAUACCAAAGACAAAGAUGUACUAGGAUUUCCAAUAUAAAAAGGAUAGUUUGCCAGUUGUUAGUGUAAUGUUCUGAAGUUGUUGUAAUUUUAACAGUGUACUUUUACAGACAUAACCCUAGACUGGGCAUGCAUAUAUAAGUAUGAGACACAACAUGGUCUUAUAAAUGAGUGAUAUUUCAUCUAUAGCUAAAACGCUGUUUCGAGCAAUUAGGGGGUUGAAUGUAGUUACUAGCUCGAAACUUUGUAAUUGUGUAUUUAGUGUGGGACUUCCAUGUUAAAUGAUGGCCUAAUAUUACACCUAAGUCUUUGACUUCUUUGGUUCAAGAAAUAGGAAGGCUGUAAAAAGUACCAUUUCCUUCAACAUUCAGUUUCUUGAUUAACAUUACUGCUAUAGUUUUCUCGAAGUUGAUUUUAAUUUUCCACUUGUUGAGCCAGAACUCAAGUGUGUAGAUGUGUAUUUGUAGCUGUUAUAUAGCUGAGUUAAUAGAUGCAUUUUGGAUGAGGAUUGCAGUAUCAUAUGCUUACAUAGCGAGUGUUGUGUUGUGCAUGUGUGAGAUAUCGUUCAUGUAAAUGUUAAAGAGUGAAGGCACCAAAAGCAAACCCUGAGGUAUACUGGCACAGAUUUUUUGCUUAAUGGAAUAUGUAUUUUUUAAAUACAGAAUACAGGAAUAGAUUGCUGUUAUGAUGUGUUCUGGGAACUCCACAGUGAUUAGCAUGUAAAUAAGUUCAUUGAACCAAACACAAUCAAAGGCCUUAGCUAUAUCUAGGAAAAUAGUGGCUGUGCUGAGCUUUUUUGGAAAUUCAGAUAAUAUUGAUUCAGUUACUCAGUAAAGCUGAUGCACAGUGGAGUAAUAUUUUCUGAAUCCAUAUUGUUGGGGAAUUAGAAGUCCAUAAUUUUCAGUACAGAUUGAUGGCUUUGAGUAUUACAGAUUCGGUGAUUUCACUGCAAACUUUCAGGAGACUAUUAGCUGGUACGAUUCUGGUUAGUAGCUGCUUUUCCAGGCUUCGGGAUUGGUGAGAUAACCGCUAUUUUCCACUGGAAUGGGAAAUAUCUGAGUUCCACAAUGUAUUGAGUUAUUCUAAUUAAUUUGCAAGUCAUCAUUAGUUCCAUUUUCUUCACCAUCUUAUUUGUAAUUUUAUUUAGAACAGUUUUAGAAACAAGACCGAUUUUAAUAGUGAAAAUAUUAAUUCUCAUAAAUUUUCAAGUUAUAACUUUAGUAAUUUUCUAUUUGUCACUUAUUGUAAAUAGAAAUAUUUCUGUAAAAUCUAUCUUUGCUACUUUUAAAACUACUUUACUAAUCUUUUUUAAUAUAUCUGUAUUACUUUUUAUUAAGUGGUGAAAAUAGAUUUUAGAUAGAAAUAUACAUAAUGUCUGUAUAUAAAAGUUUCUUAUUGUGCCAGAUACGGGAAAUUAUGAAAAUACAACCAUUUCUUCGAACAGUUCAAUACUGAACUGCACUAAUUUUAUAUAAAAAUCUUAGUUGAAAAUCUUUAGAAUUAAAUGCAGCAAUAUUUUGCAGAAAAUGUGAAGAUUUCAUAGAUAUAAAUACACCACAAACCUAUAACAAUUUAACUUAAAUCUUUGGAAUUCAAUAAAGUGGCAUCUGGCAGUAGAUAUUAGAAGCCCAUAGAUGUAAAUGAACCACAUUAAUUACUGAAAUUGCAAUAUUUAGGUGACAGGUUAAUUAUGUUGGUUCAUCAUACUGUACAAAUGAGAAAUAAGUAACUAUAUCAAAGGUAUUUCUUCAGAUCAUACAUUUGAUUUAAUUUCAAAAUCAAGUUUGGCACUAUCAAACAUUGCAAAAUGUCUUAUACAUAGCUCUAAUUGCAACCUAAAAAUCAGAUUCAGCACAAUCAAAAGGCAAGUAAUGAUCCUUAGAUAUAUGAAAUUGUGAAUCAGGAGGUAUGAAUUAGGGUGAAUUAUUCUUUCUCUCUCUGUCUAGCUGAGAUGAUAUCACAAAGUAGAAGCGAGAUCCAUGGGAAGCAAAGCUCAUAAACACAAUGAUAUACACCACAGCUGACUGCAUCUGAACUUGUUAAAUCUCAUUAACUUUCUCCCCACCACUGUUUGCGUUUUUUCUGACUUCAUGUAAUAUUGCACAAUUUGAAAUUAACGAAAAUAUAUUGAAUCACUUUUAUGCAUUUUCGUGAUUCCUGUACAUAAUAUUAAAACUAGAAAUUUGAAAAGUGUAGUCAACCCUGUUUGAGGAAACUUUAUAAAAUUGUGAUAUCAAACACAAUAUGAUGUAUUUAAUCAAAUUUGGAGGGGGAAGGGGUUGGGAAGAGAGAGGAAUUUUUUUUUUCCAAUGUAUAUUAAAUCUGAAAACUGUAUAUUAUAAAAAAGACAUAUUUUCAAUGCAAUAGAGCAGUUAUAGAAGAAAAUUUUAACAAUGAACACAUUAAAUUAAUUCUCAUAAAUUUUCAAGUUGUGACUGUUAUUUCUAUUUUUCACUUAUUAUGAAUGGGAAGCUGUCUGUAAAAUAUGUUUGUUCCACUUUUUAUUAAAUGUCAUAUUCGAGUAAUGUUUUUAAAUUUAUGUUUCACAUAGUACACAUUUAUGAGAAUAAAGUUAGAAUGGAAACUGAAGUAAAUGCUAUAUUUAUUAUAGCAUACAUGUUGCAAAUUUUCACAUGCAGUUGAUAUAAUUGUUUGCUGUUUUCUGGGUAUGAUUUCAUCAAGUUCUAGCAUAGGGCCUAUUUAAGCUAGUCUGGGGUUUUAGGAAUGUCUGCACUCAAUGCCUACACUUUUAAGAGAAAAAUAUAAUUAUAAGAAAGUGUAAGAAGAUUUAGGGAAGAUUUGGGACUUAAGGCUCAAGCAUUGUGAGCCUAGGUGGUAAGCAGGCUUUGUUCUGAAAUAGUAGUUAAAAUUUAAACAGUUACUCAACAUAAACUAAAAAUGUUAGAAAAAUAAAGCUUUUAUUAUUUAUAAUUUUAUAUCUUAAAAUGAUUUUUAAGAAU
This is a messenger RNA of Stegodyphus dumicola, 7321 nucleotides long. Its product is annotated as cyclin-dependent kinase 6-like. NCBI's taxonomy places the organism in Eukaryota, Metazoa, Arthropoda, Arachnida, Araneae, Eresidae. Gene Ontology annotation, molecular function: ATP binding; cyclin binding; cyclin-dependent protein serine/threonine kinase activity. Gene Ontology annotation, biological process: protein phosphorylation; signal transduction; regulation of gene expression. The record is from RefSeq and is a predicted model, not a curated record. Gene Ontology annotation, cellular component: cytoplasm; cyclin-dependent protein kinase holoenzyme complex; nucleus.